Messenger RNA from Auanema sp. JU1783, 735 nucleotides. NCBI's taxonomy places the organism in Eukaryota, Metazoa, Nematoda, Chromadorea, Rhabditida, Rhabditidae. The record is from the annotation of a GenBank genome assembly.
AUGCCUUCAAGUAAUCCAAGAAUUUUCGUAGGAAAUCUGCCUACUGACGUAAAAGAGCGUGACGUCACUGACAUCUUUAACAAAUACGGUAAAAUAAGAUUCUGCGACAUUAAAGGCGGACGUGGUCCUUUGUAUGCUUUCGUAGAGUUCGAAGACUUCAGAGAUGCUGAAGACGCCGUUAAAGGCCGCGAUGGCUAUGAUUUUGAUGGCAAUCGAUUGAGAGUUGAGUUCACUCGCGCUAACGGCCCUAGAGGAGAGCGUGGAGGUCGUUUUGGCGGUGGUGGUGACCGCAGAGGAGGAGGACGUCGUGGUUCUCGCAGAACUAAUUACAGAGUUGUAAUUAGUGGCCUUCCAGCCAGUGGUUCUUGGCAAGACUUGAAGGAUCAUAUGAGAGAUGCAGGAGAUGUUUGCUAUGCUGAUGUUUACAAGGAUGGAACUGGUGUUGUUGAAUACGUGAGAUAUGAUGAUAUGAAAUAUGCCUUGAAAAAAUUGGACGACACUAAGUUCAGAUCUCAUGAGGGAGAGACAGCUUACAUAACUGUAAAGGAGGAUAGUGGAAGCAGUGGCGGACGUCGUUCAUCUCGCAGUCGUUCUCGUUCUCGUUCAGCUGAACGAAGAAAUUCCCCUAAGUACAGUCCUAGGCGAUCAAAGAGUCGCUCUGUAAGUCGUUCUCGUUCUCCUUCACGCUCACGUUCUCCUACUCCAUCCCGUUCUCGUUCCCGUUCUCGCUCUUAA